AUGGCAGCAGGAGUGGCGGCGUGGCUGCCGUUCGCCCGGGCGGCGGCGAUAGGAUGGAUGCCGGUGGCCAGCGCGCCCAUGCCGGUGCCCCCGAAGGACAAGCGGAGAGCGAAGGACGGGCUGAUCGUGCUCAACGUCAGCGGCACAAAGUUUCAGACUUGGCGGAAUACUUUGGAGCGCUACCCGGACACACUGCUGGGCAGCACGGAGAGAGAUUUCUUCUACCACGAGGAGAGCAACGAAUACUUUUUUGACCGCGACCCGGACAUCUUCAGGCACAUUCUGAACUUCUACCGCACUGGAAAACUGCACUACCCCCGCCACGAGUGCAUCUCCGCGUAUGACGAGGAGUUGGCGUUUUUCGGGAUCAUCCCGGAGAUCAUAGGGGAUUGUUGCUAUGAAGAAUACAAAGACCGGCGACGGGAGAACCAGGAGAGGAUCCAGGACGAUGAGGAGAUUGAUCAGUCCAACGAUAUGGUCCAGCAAGACAUGACCUUCCGGGAGUCCAUGUGGCGGGCAUUUGAGAACCCCCACACCAGCACCAUGGCGCUGGUCUUCUAUUAUGUCACCGGCUUCUUCAUUGCAGUGUCGGUGCUGGCCAACGUGGUGGAGACGGUGCCGUGCGGGACCGCCCCGAACCGGGUGAAAGAGGUGUCCUGCGGGGAGCGCUACGCCCUGGCCUUCUUCUGCCUGGACACGGCCUGCGUCAUGAUCUUCACCGUGGAGUACCUGCUGCGCCUCCUGGCCGCGCCAAGCCGCUACAAGUUUGUCAAAAGCGUCAUGAGCAUCAUCGACGUGGUGGCCAUCAUGCCCUACUACAUCGGCCUGGUCAUGACGGACAACGAGGACGUGAGCGGCGCCUUCGUCACCCUCCGGGUCUUCAGGGUGUUUCGGAUUUUCAAAUUCUCCCGGCACUCGGCGGGCCUGCGCAUCCUGGGUUACACUCUGAAGAGCUGCGCCUCCGAGCUCGGCUUCCUGCUCUUCUCCCUCACCAUGGCCAUCAUCAUCUUCGCCACCGUCAUGUUUUACGCCGAGAAAGGCUCCUCCGGCAGCAAGUUCACCAGCAUCCCGGCGGCCUUCUGGUACACCAUCGUCACCAUGACAACCCUCGGAUAUGGAGACAUGGUGCCUAAGACUAUUAUCGGGAAGAUCUUUGGCUCGAUCUGUUCUCUGAGCGGUGUACUGGUCAUUGCCCUACCGGUGCCUGUCAUCGUCUCCAACUUCAGCCGCAUCUACCACCAGAGCCAGCGUGCCGAGAAGCGACGAGCCCAAAAGAAAACCAGGCUUGCUAGAAUUCGCGCGGUGAAGAGCGGAGGGGCUAACGCUUAUUUGCAGUACAAACGCAACGGGCUGCUGAUUGACGCUGACGAGGAGGUAACCACGGACAUUCAGUCAUCGUCGGGUGGUACCAACCCCACCUUUGACAUACAGCAUCACCACCUUCUGCACUGCCUGGAGAAGACCACAAUGUCCCUGUGUGCCUGUCGCCCUCUCCGUGUGUUUUUAACCGUCACAAAGAACCACGAGUUUGUCGACGAGAAGACGUACGAGGAGAGCUGCAUGGAGGUGAGCAUGGUGAAGCAGACCUCGCGCUCCUCCUCCAUCUCCUCCUCGCCCCACGGCCUCACCUGCUGCUCGCGCAGGAAGAGGAAGAGCUUCAACGUUCCCAACUCCAACAUGUCGGUGGGACUGCAGGGCAGCGUGCAGGAGCUCAGCACCAUCCAGAUCAGAGAGAGGCCUAUAUCCAACAGUCGCUCCAGCCUCAACGCUAAAUUCGAGGAGACGGUGCCUCUGAACUGUGACCAGCCCUACAUCACGGCCGCCGUCAUCAGCAUGCCCACCCCGCCGGUCACCACGCCCGAGGGCGACGAGUCCGCCAGCUCCACCGACUACUCCCAGGCCAACAUCGUCCGGGUGUCCGCCCUCUAGACUCCGGUGCCCCCUCCAAGAUGGCAACCCAACCU
Molecule: messenger RNA, 1964 nt
Organism: Myripristis murdjan (pinecone soldierfish)
Lineage: Eukaryota; Metazoa; Chordata; Actinopteri; Holocentriformes; Holocentridae
Gene: kcnd2
Product: potassium voltage-gated channel, Shal-related subfamily, member 2
Exons: 6
Coding region: 1-1929 (642 amino acids)
Biological process (GO): potassium ion transmembrane transport; action potential; protein homooligomerization
Cellular component (GO): postsynaptic membrane; neuronal cell body; voltage-gated potassium channel complex
Molecular function (GO): A-type (transient outward) potassium channel activity; protein binding
Source: RefSeq, a predicted model, not a curated record